Molecule: messenger RNA, 3138 nt
Organism: Juglans microcarpa x Juglans regia
Lineage: Eukaryota; Viridiplantae; Streptophyta; Magnoliopsida; Fagales; Juglandaceae
Product: disease resistance protein Roq1-like
Exons: 6
Coding region: 1-3138 (1045 amino acids)
Biological process (GO): signal transduction; defense response
Molecular function (GO): ADP binding; ATP hydrolysis activity
Source: RefSeq, a predicted model, not a curated record
AUGACUUCUUCCAAUGCAUCACCGGGAGUCCUUGCUUCCUCCGAUUCUCCUUUUUUACUCUCUCAAUGGAGUUAUGAUGUAUUCUUGAGCUUUCGAGGUAAAGAUAUCCGCAAUAAUUUUAUUGUUCAUCUUUAUAAAGAUUUGCGUCAAAAUGGAAUCAAUACUUACAUGGAUAACGAGGAGUUGAGAAGAGGUGAAGAAAUUUCACCUGCACUUUUAAAGGCAAUUGAAGAGUCAAAAAUUUCGAUCAUUGUAUUUUCUGAAAACUAUGCAUCAUCUACAUGGUGUUUGGAUGAGCUGAUGAAGAUCUUAGAAUGUAAAGAAUCAAAGCAACAGAAGGUUUUACCGGUAUUUUACAAAGUCGAGCCAUCGACAGUACGACACCAAAAAAAUAGUUUCGAAGAAGCAUUGUCUAAGCAUGAAGACAAGUUCAAGCAUGAUGCUAAAGUUCAGAGGUGGAAGACUGCCUUAAAUCAAGCUGCUUGUCUAUCCGGUUUGCAUUUAAAGAUCAAUGAGAACGAAUCUAAAUUUAUCGAAGAAAUUGUUCAAGAGGUCUCAAAAAUAGUACUAAAUCGUAUAUAUUUGCAUGUUGCCGAGUAUCCAGUGGGAAUAAACUCUCGUGUAGAAGAUAUUAAUAUGCUAUUAUGUAUUAAGGAGAAUGACAUACGCAUGAUGGGGAUUUUUGGUGUUGGUGGAAUUGGGAAAACAACUAUUGCAAAAGAGAUAUAUAACCGCAUUACUAAUCAGUUUGAAGGAAGCUGUUUUCUUGCAAAUGUUAGAGAAUCUUCAAAACAAGAUCAAGGUGGUCUCGUAAAGUUGCAACAGACAAUUCUUUCUGACAUUCUUAAAGAUUCAAGUUUGAAAGUUAGUAAUGUCGAUCGAGGAAUCAAUUUGAUAAUGGAGAGACUUUGCCGUAAAAGAAUUCUUUUGGUUCUUGAUGAUGUUGAUUGUUUAGACCAAUUAAAAAAAUUAUGUGGAAGAUGCGAUUGGUUUGGUUCUGGUAGUCGAAUCAUCAUAACAACAAGGGAUGAGGGUUUACUAACUAAGCACCAUGUUCAUUUCAAAUAUCGUAUGAAGGAAAUGGAUCAUGAUGAAGCUCUUCAGCUCUUUAGCCAGCAUGCUUUCAAAAGUGACAAACCUGAUGAUGCUUUUGCGGAUGUCAUAAAACUUGCACUAAAAUGUGCUGGCGGCCUUCCACUCGCUUUACAAGUGAUAGGCUCAAAUCUAUAUGGAGAAGAUAAACAUUUUUGGAAAAGCGAAUUGGAAAAGUACAAAAGAAUUCCAGAAGAAAAUAUCCACAAAAAACUCAAAAUAAGUUACGAUGGAUUAGAUGAUCUUACAAAAAAGAUUUUUCUUGACAUUGCAUGUUUCUUCAAAGGACACGAGAGAUAUGUCGGUAUCAAAAAGCUCAAUGAUAAAUGUCUCAUAAAAAUUGAUCAAUAUGAUGGUAGCCAAUAUUUGAGGAUGCAUGACUUACUACAAGAUAUGGGUAGAGAAAUUGUUCGACAAAAAUCACCCGAAGAACCUGGAAAGCGCAGUAGAUUAUACUUUCACGAAGAUGUUCGUGAAGUACUUGAAAAAAAGAAGGGAACAGAGCAAAUUGAAGGCAUAUUGAUAGAUCUGCCUCUGGAGGACCGCAAGACACAAAUGAGUACUAAGGCGUUUGCAAAAUUGAAAAACCUCAGAAUAUUUAUAAACCGUAAUGCAAGUUUUAGUGGCAGAUUGAAGUAUUUCUCUAACGAGUUAAGAGUUCUUGAUUGGCUUGAAUGCCCUUUGGAGUUUUUGCCAUCUACUUUGCAUGGAGAGAAACUCACUAUUUUAAAAAUGCAAGGAAGCAUGAUUAGAGAUUUAGGCACGAGAGUGCUAUAUAAGAACUUAACAAGUAUAGAUUUCAGUGAAUCUAAAUACUUGACAAAAAUAUCGGAUCUUUCAAGUUGCUCAAAUCUAGAGAAGCUGAUUCUUAAUGAUUGUGAAAGUUUAGUUGAGGUUCAUGAUUCUAUUGGAUUUUUGGAUAAGCUUGUUGAAUUGAAUUUUCUAGAAUGUUCUAGCCUAAAGAAUUUGCCAAGAAACUUUAAAUUGCGAUCUCUAGAAUUGCUUGAACUUAGAGGUUGUACAAGCCUUAAAUACUUUCCUGAAAUUGAGUGUGAGAUGGAAUAUUUGAAGUAUCUCUGCUUAGAAAGCACAGUAAUACAGGAGCUGCCUUCAUCCAUUACAUACCUCAUUGGGCUCGAGCAGUUUGUUUUGAGAUGGUGCGAAUGCCUUGUGUAUCUUCCAAUAAACAUUUUUCAGUUGGAACGUCUAAUGGUAGUUCACAUCCAAGAUUGUCCAAAUUUUGUAAAUUUUGGAAAGGAGGUGGGGCAAAAUGGACAAUCCAAGCCAUGUACACAGGAAUUGCUCCCAUUGCCGCCUUCAGAAUCAAAUUUCAGUUUGUGCACAUUAAUUCUAUCUGGUAGUGGUAUUGUUAGCCUUCCUGCAUGGAUAGAAGGACUUGUUGGAUUGGCUCGCCUUGAUUUGGCAGGCUGCGAGCAACUUGAAGAAAUUCUACAUCUUCCACCAAAUAUAGAAGUUGUAAAUGCUCCAAGAUGUAUAAGAUUAGUUGAGGUUCAUGAUUCUGUUGGAUUUUUAGAUAAGCUUGUUGAAUUGAGAUUUGGAGGAUGUUCCAGCCUAAAGAAUUUCUUCUCAAAAUCAAAUAAUUUAUCUCGGACAUAUAAUUUCUCAUCCAGUUUGAGGACUUUAAAUCUAUCUGGUAGUGGUAUUAUUAGCCUUUCUCCAUGCAUCGAAGCAUUUGUUGGAUUGUCUCACCUCGAUUUGGAAUACUGCAAGCAACUUGAAGAAAUUCUACACAUUCCACCAAAUAUAGCAUGGGUAAAUGCUAGAGGGUGCGGGUUGUUGGAACGCUUUCCUCAUGGAUCGACAGAAUCUUUAUUCGAUACAUCCGCCUUAAAACGACUAAGAUGGAUGACUUAUCGGAGUGCAAUAAAGUGGAAGUGGAUGCAGAGAAUCAUGUGCCAAAUCCAUUAUUGGUUCAGGUAUACAUGUUUGAUCUCUUUGAUCUCAAAUUUCUUUCCAUUUCGUAUAUUUGAUAGCUUGUAUUUGUUUUCUAACAUGAACACUUUCAGAAGAAAGAAUCAAGUUUGA